GGAUUUGGAGAGGGAGACAGGGAAAGCAGCACUAACAGCAGGAGGAGGGAUCAUAGGCUUCAUGACUAAACUUCUUCUAACAGAGGGGCGGGGAGAGGAAAGGGAGGGACGAGAAGAAAAAAAACCCUGCAUGUUAAGUCCUGAGGAAAUGCUGUGGGAACUCAGGCCAGUUUUUUUUUUUUUUUUUUUUGGUAUGUUUGUUUUCUCCCCUCGUGUAACUGAGAGGAAGGAAAGGAAGAAAGAGAAGUAGCAAAUCCAAAUGUGCCUUACUCUGCUGUGGCUAGGGCUAGGGGGGUUGGUGUGGAGGAUCUAAUUUCUGGUCAGUGGCAGCAAAAGGAACAGAGACAGACACACGGACAUGUCCAUCUCAGCAGGCGGUUGGCUGGUUCUCUGCCUUUUCAUGGCUGACAAACAGUUAUCACUACAAAUCUCUCUGGCCUGUGAAAGUGAGCAACGCUAUGAAUAUUCUGGACGAUGCUGCACAAAGUGUGAACCAGGAAAGUACAUGUCUGCCAAAUGCAAUGCCACUUCCGAGACUGUGUGCCAGCCUUGCGGCCCAAACGAAUAUAUGGAUGUCUGGAAUGAAGAAGACAAAUGUUUACUACACAGAAUCUGUGAUGAGGGGAAAGGUUUAAUAGAAGUGAAUCCAGGAAAUAGCACGUUCCAGCGACAAUGUGCAUGUACAUUUGGAUACCACUGCAAUGAAGACUGUGAUUACUGUCUGCGAAAUACAAAAUGUGCUCCAGGUUUUGGUGUUCAGCAUCCUGUGCAACGAGACAAAGACACGCUGUGUGCUCCAUGCCGCUGGGGGUACUUCUCAGACAUCUCUUCAGCCACCGAUGAGUGUAAAUCCUGGACCAACUGCACAGCUCUGGGAACUGCAGAAGGAGUCCCUGGGACUGAUCGGUCAGAUGCAGUUUGUGUGGAGCCUACCAUGUCUGUACAACCACAAGAUGAAACAAACAAGAUCUUGUAUGUUCUGACUGUUCCAAUCCUCUUUGUGACAUUAACCAGCAUUAUCAUCCUUAUUGUAUAUUACAAAAACAAGGGGAAAAAACUGACAGCAGAUCUACAGCACUGGGCUAAUGAAGUAUGCGGCCAAAUAAAAGGGACGAAGGAAUCUCCCAGAGAUCCUGUCAAUACAAACAUGGUGAAUGCUAUGAGUCCUCAGCCUUCUGAAGGAAUAUAUUUGCUAACCCUUGAUGACUACGGUUUUUCUGAAGACAUGGGUUGCCCAAAUGGGCACACUCUCUAUGGGAAAGGCAGCCCAGAUACAGUCCACUAUGAACUGAGAGAAAACAUCCCAACAUGGUCAUCCUCAGACUCGGUUACUAAAGACAAUUUCAAGCAGAUUCCUAUGGAAGAUGAAUAUGUAGAUAGAGCUCCCCAUGCCCAUGGUUUUUUACCAUUAUUGAGUCGGCCAGACAGUAAACCCAUGACACCAUUUUCAGAGCCACUGGAGGUAGGAGAGAAUGACAGCUUAAGUCAGUGCUUCACAGGAACUGAAAGCAUGGUGGAUUUAGCUGGCUGCUAUAGCUCUGAUCUAUCAUAUGGAGUGGACUGCAGCCAUGCAUCCUCAGACAAAUACUUACAGAAAUCUUGCCCUUGCACCUGUAGUCAUAUGAAGGAUAUGGAGAGAAAGGACACAGAUCGCUUCCCUGUGAACCCAGAGUCAAAGAACAACUGUAUGGGCUGUGGGGUUUCAUCUAGGGAAUUUCCUAAAAAGUGGAGUGAACCCAUGGGUGCAGCAGUUGACUGUACCACAACCUCACUGGAAAAUGGAUUUUAUCCACAAUGUGCCUGUGGCUUGGACUUUCCCUCUGCAGGUCAGAGUACUUUAGCAAGUAAUCCUGGCAAUGAAGAAACUCCCUCUGAAGGUACUGACACAAAGUACCAGAACACAACCAGAAGCACCUCAGGGGCAAACUGUAGCACUUCAGACAUCCCACAAGCAUCGGGAAAUGUGACUGGAAACAGUAACUCUACAUUUAUAUCAAGUGGACAAGUAAUGAAUUUUAAGGGAGAUAUAAUUGUUGUCUAUGUCAGUCAAAACUCCCAAGAGGGGACAACAGUUACUGGAACAGCUGAUGAGAAUGUGGGGAGUCGAAAUGUGACUGGAAACAGUAACUCUACAUUUAUAUCAAGUGGACAAGUAAUGAAUUUUAAGGGAGAUAUAAUUGUUGUCUAUGUCAGUCAAAACUCCCAAGAGGGGACAACAGUUACUGGAACAGCUGAUGAGAAUGUGGGGAGUCCAGUGCAAGAGGAAAAAGCCCAACAAUACAAAGAAAAAUAUGCUGAUAUGAAUCCAGACUACUCUGCAGAAAACGAAGGACUAAAUAGCACAGGGGAAUAUGAGAGACGGCCAGGGCCUGUGGUUCAAGAAGAGACCCAAGACGGUCAAGACAGGAAGUGCUGCCACAGUGGCUCCUUUCAACCUGUGCAAGAGGAGGGAAAACCGGGACAAUUUUCAGAGAAAGCAUUGCACUGA
Molecule: messenger RNA, 2488 nt
Organism: Pelodiscus sinensis (Chinese soft-shelled turtle)
Lineage: Eukaryota; Metazoa; Chordata; Testudines; Trionychidae
Source: RefSeq, a predicted model, not a curated record